This is a messenger RNA of Cornus florida, 1183 nucleotides long. RefSeq names its product cysteine-rich receptor-like protein kinase 10. The record is from RefSeq and is a predicted model, not a curated record. NCBI's taxonomy places the organism in Eukaryota, Viridiplantae, Streptophyta, Magnoliopsida, Cornales, Cornaceae. Bases 41 to 1183 code for a protein of 380 amino acids. Gene Ontology annotation, biological process: protein phosphorylation. Gene Ontology annotation, molecular function: ATP binding; protein kinase activity. The transcript has 4 exons.
AAUCAACCACUCAUUUUAAUUGUCAUUGUGGUUAAUUACCAUGUUUUCUUACACAUGCAGUUUCUCUGAGAGCUUUGUGAUUGUUUCCAUGCUUUGGUUAUUUUUUCCCAAUACUAUUAUAACAGAAGCUGCCCCAUCCUACCGCGCCCAUAUAUGUACUAAUGAAACAGCAUACACUUCCAAUACCACUUUUCAAUCUAAUCUCAAUCUCGUCCUCUCUUCUCUUUCUCCCAAUGAUACCACCAUCAACGGAUUUUAUAAAGCAACAGCUGGUCUUGAUGUUCCUGACGUGGCUUAUGGCCUCUUUCUCUGUCGUGGCGACAUUGCAGGUACUAAUGUUUGUCAAGAUUGUGUGGCUCAUGCGGUGAAAGAAAUAGUCCAUCAAUAUUGCCCCAACCAGAAUAAGGCAAUUAUUUGGUACGAUAAGUGCAUGUUACGUUAUGCCAACCAGUCUUUUUUCUCCACCAUGGAGGAAUCACCGAAUGUGAAUGUGUGGAAUCCAUAUAAUGUCACAGAACAAGAUCGCUUUGAGCAAUUGCUGGGAGAAACCGUAGAUGAUUUAGCGACUCUGGCUUCAAAUGAUGAGUCUGGAAAUGUUACGAGGUUUGCAACUCAAGAAGCUGACUUCACAGCUUUUCAGAAGCUACAUAGCCUAGCGCAGUGCACACCAGAUCUAUCCGGGAGUGAUUGUAAUAGAUGCCUUAGAGUGGCCAUAUCUUUUCUACCAACUUGCUAUGUUGGGAGGCAAGGGGGGAGGGUUUUACUUCCCAGUUGUAAUAUUAGGUUUGAGAUUAGCCCAUUUUACACUUCCGUAGCCACCGCACCACCGCCUACACCAAUACUACUUUCUCCUCCUCCACCUGCUCCAACCCCUUUAGCAAGUCCUCAAGGGAAAGGGACAAUUUCAUCGCAAACAAUUAUUGUCAUUGUUGUUUCAGUGGUUGGGAGUGAUAUUACUACGGGUACUCUUCCCAAUGGACAAGAAAUAGCUGUGAAGAGGCUAUCAAAGAGAGAGAGUUCUGGACAAGGCACAACAGAAUUUAGGAAUGAGGUGGUCGUUGUAGCCAAGCUUCAACAUAGAAAUCUUGUGAAACUAACGGGAUUUUGCCUUGCUGGAGAGGAAAAGAUACUCGUAUAUGAAUAUGUUCGCAACAAAAGCCUAGAACUCUUUUUGUUCGGUUAG